Phialemonium atrogriseum is the source of this 3978-nucleotide messenger RNA. RefSeq lists its product as uncharacterized. Gene Ontology annotation, cellular component: endoplasmic reticulum membrane. Bases 1 to 3978 code for a protein of 1325 amino acids. Gene Ontology annotation, biological process: intracellular calcium ion homeostasis; transmembrane transport. The transcript is spliced from 3 exons. NCBI's taxonomy places the organism in Eukaryota, Fungi, Ascomycota, Sordariomycetes, Cephalothecales, Cephalothecaceae. The record is from RefSeq and is a predicted model, not a curated record. Gene Ontology annotation, molecular function: ATPase-coupled monoatomic cation transmembrane transporter activity; P-type ion transporter activity; ATP binding.
AUGGCGCCGCUCGUCGACAACUCGCAAAUCAGGUCGGCCGAGCUCCUGACGCCCUUGCCUCUGUAUUUGCACACCUACGUCUGGCCUUUCGCAAUACUAUGGCCCAUCUUCCUGCGGUACUACCUUACUACCGACUUAUACGAUAAAUACAUCCAGGCCCCCGAAUGGACCUUCGUCUGGGUUGGCACAAUCGUUACCCUGCAGAGCUUGGUUUGGCUCUGCACCCACUGGAGCGUCAACUUGAAGGCCACCUUCACGGCCAAGAGAGGCCGCUCAGUCCAGGAUGCCGAGCUUAUCAAAGUUAUCCCCAUGGCAAACGCCGGGGCCGCUGACAUCUGCAAGCUCGUGCGCGACAAGGUCGGAGGCAAGACGAACAUCUCUUUCCUUUUCCAGAAGCGCCGUUUCCUCUACGAGCCGGAGAGAGAGACCUUCAGCCCUCUGACGUUUGCCAUCGAUGCCGAGCCGAAGCCAAAGAUUGAGACGUUCCAGAAGUCGAGAGGUAUUGCUAGUGCUGCCGAGCACACCCACCUCGAGCAGCACUAUGGUACAAACACGUUUGACAUUCCGGUCCCCACGUUUUCCGAGCUCUUCAAGGAGCAUGCUGUUGCGCCAUUCUUUGUCUUCCAGAUUUUCUGUGUCGGACUAUGGAUGCUCGAUGAUUACUGGUAUUAUUCUCUGUUCACUCUGGUCAUGCUCGUGGCAUUCGAGAGCACCGUCGUCUGGCAGCGCCAACGGACCAUGAACGAAUUCCGGGGUAUGAGCCUUAAGCCUUACGACAUGUGGGUCUACCGUAUCGGCAAAUGGACCGAAAUCCAGAGCGACAAGCUCCUUCCCGGCGAUCUGGUCUCCGUCUCGCGGACAAAGGAGGACAGCGGCGUUGCAUGCGAUAUGCUUCUCGUCGAAGGAACGGCAAUCGUCAACGAGGCUAUGCUUUCCGGCGAAAGUACGCCUCUCCUGAAGGACUCGAUCCAGCUGCGGCCCGGCGAUGUGGCUCUUGACACCGAGGGCCUUGACAAGAAUGCCUUCCUGUGGGGUGGCACCAAGGUCCUGCAGAUCACCCAUGGAAAUGCUGAAGGCGACAAACCCAAGGUUGCCUCGGGUGUGCCGCCUCCUCCGGACAACGGCGCAAUGGCAAUAGUGACAAAGACCGGCUUCGAAACGUCUCAGGGCAGCCUUGUUCGCACCAUGAUUUACUCAACCGAGCGCGUCUCGGCGAACAACGUCGAGGCGCUGCUGUUCAUCCUGUUCCUCCUUGUCUUCGCCAUUGCAGCUUCCUGGUACGUGUGGGAUGAGGGUGUCAAGAAGGAUCGCAAGCGGUCGAAGCUGCUUCUGGACUGCAUCCUUAUCGUCACGAGCGUUGUGCCUCCCGAGUUGCCCAUGGAGCUCAGUCUAGCAGUCAACACCAGUCUGGCGGCGCUCGCAAAGUUCGCCAUCUUCUGUACCGAGCCGUUCCGGAUCCCCUUCGCCGGGCGUAUUGAUGUGGCUUGCUUCGACAAGACCGGGACUCUGACGGGAGAAGACUUGGUUGUGGAAGGCAUCGCGGGUCUUGGUCUUGGUCACUCUGGAACCGAUACUCCCCGAGAGUCUGAUGGCGCCCAUAGCCACAUGAGUGCCGUCCACGAGGCCGGAAUGGAGACUACUCUCGUCCUCGCGACAGCUCACGCCCUGGUCAAGCUCGACGAUGGGGAUAUUGUCGGUGAUCCCAUGGAGAAGGCGACGCUGAAUGCACUGGGCUGGGGUCUUGGUAAGAACGAUAUUUUGGCAAGCAAGCCAACUGCCGCGGCCGUUGGGGGAACAGUUGGCACUGUGCAAAUCAGGCGUCGUUUCCAGUUCUCUUCUGCCUUGAAACGCCAGAGCUCUGUCGCAACGGUCAAUGGCACCGACCCCGCCACGGGGAGGAAGGUCAAGGGAACGUUUGUUGGUGUCAAGGGUGCCCCAGAAACAAUCAUGAAGAUGCUUGUUACUGUGCCCGAAGACUACGAAGAGACGUUCAAGUACUUCACGCGAAGAGGAUCUCGUGUCUUAGCCCUGGCUUACAAGCAGCUCACUACCGACACUGAAUUGGGCUCGGGCAAGAUCAACGACUUGAAGAGAGAGAACGUCGAGGCCAAGCUCAACUUUGCUGGAUUCCUGGUUCUACAGUGCCCCCUGAAGGAUGACGCCAAGGAAGCCAUCCAGAUGCUGAACGAGAGCAGCCAUCGGGUUGUCAUGAUCACGGGCGACAAUCCGCUCACUGCCGUCCAUGUCGCCCGCGAAGUUGAGAUUGUCGAUCGCGAGGUCCUGAUUCUUGACGCGGCCGAGCCCGGUGACGGCUCCUCUCAUCUGAUCUGGCGCAGCGUUGAUGACAAGACUCGCAUCGAAGUUGACCCAACCUUACCGAUCGACCCUGAAAUUCUCAAGACAAAGGACCUUUGCGUUACCGGCCAUGGACUUGAAAAGUACAGGCACCAGCCUGGAUGGAACACACUGCUUCGCUAUACCUGGGUCUAUGCGCGUGUCUCACCAAAGCAGAAGGAGGAGAUCCUUCUGGGCUACAAGGAUAUGGGUUAUUAUACGUUGAUGGCAGGAGACGGAACAAACGACGUUGGGGCCUUGAAGCAGGCACAUGUCGGCAUCGCGUUGCUCAACGGGACGCCAGAUGAUCUGACCCGUAUUGCCGAACAUGCCCGCAACACCAAGAUGAAGGAGCUCUAUCAGAAGCAAGUCGAUUUGAUGAAGCGUUGGGGCCAGGCAGCUCCUCCAGCGCCGGCCCUGAUCGCCCACCUUUAUCCUCCUGGCCCGUCGAACCCGCACUAUGAGAAGGCCAUUGAACGCGAGGCUCUGAAGAAGGGCGUCACUCCCGAGGAAUAUGCCAAGGCGAACGGGUCCCAGAUCGAGACCAUCACAUCUCCUGCGGCCCAACAAUUGCUCGAUCAGGACUCCAAAAAGGGGAACAAGGCAAAGCAGGCCGAGGCUGCAAAGAAAGCCGCCAAUUUUGCCGACAAGUUCACUCAGAGUAUGAUGGAGACCGAGCUAGACGACAUGGAGCCGCCAUCUUUAAAGCUGGGAGAUGCUUCGGUUGCGGCGCCGUUCACGUCCAAGCUCCGAAACGUCAUCGCCAUUCCAAACAUCAUCCGCCAGGGACGAUGCACUCUCGUUGCGACGAUCCAGAUGUACAAGAUUCUCGCUCUCAACUGUCUUAUCAGCGCCUACAGCCUGAGUGUUCUCUAUCUCGAGGGUAUCAAAUUCGGCGACGGACAGAUCACCAUUAGCGGUAUGCUGAUGAGCGUCUGCUUCUUGUCCAUCUCGCGAGCAAAAUCUGUCGAAGGCCUGUCCAAGGAACGGCCCCAGCCCAACAUCUUCAACUUCUACAUCAUCGGGUCGAUUCUCGGACAGUUUGCCGUCCACAUUGUCACUCUCAUCUACAUUGCCCGUUUCUGCGACCAACUUGAGCCUCGUUCUGAGAUGGUCGAUCUUGAAGCCGAUUUCCAGCCCUCUCUGCUUAACUCGGCCGUCUACCUGCUCCAACUGAUCCAGCAAAUCUCCACCUUUGCCAUCAACUACCAGGGCCGACCGUUCCGGGAGUCGCUGUCGGAAAACAAGGGCAUGUUCUACGGCAUCCUCGGCGUGACGGGCAUCGCCUUCGCGUGCUCCACUGAGUUCAUCCCGGAGCUGAACCAGGCCAUGAAGCUGGUGCCCUUCAAGCCCGAGUUCAAGACCACGCUGACGACGGUGAUGAUCAUCGACUACGCCGCGUGCUGGGUCAUCGAGGUGGCGCUCAAGUGGCUGUUCAGCGACUUCCGGCCGCGCAACAUCGCCGAGCGGCGGCCCGAGCAGCUGGAGAGGGAGCGGGUGCGCAAGGCGCACGCGCAGCGCAUCAAGGACGAGGAGGAGGAGAGGAAGCGGCUCGAAAAGGUCGCCGAGUUUGAGCGCAAGGUGGAGGAGCGCACGAGGAAGCUUCAGCAGUGGCGGGCGGGGACGGGACCGCCGCGGAAUUGA